AAAACUUCAAACAUACAGCACUGAUUUUAGAUGAAAGUAUCAUUCAUUCCAGAAAACAAACGGAAAAAUUAGUUUUUGAAAAAAUUUGUAAAACUCGAAUCGAACGAACGUACACCCGGAAUAUACAGAAAAUGGAGUGGCCUACAACUGGAAUUUUGUGGCUGCUGCUGGUUGUCGCAAUUGCCGCCAAAAGCGUUGCUGCUAUUAGCUCGGAGGACGACUCCUCAUCUAAUGCCAAGAAGAUUUUUCAGGACACAGACCCCUCCUCGCGGGAGGAGAUCAAGAUGCGCUUGGGCCUGCUUGUCGAUCUCAUGGAUGGGGACAGCAAUGGGAUGGUGACGUUGACAGAGCUGAAGGAUUGGAUCGCCCAAGCAUCGCGACGGUACAUCGAGAAUGAUGUGGCACGCCUCUGGAAGCGUCUGAAUCCGGAGAACAAUGGCAACAUCACCUGGAACGUGUACCAAAGUACCAUCUACGGUUAUGACUUGGCUGGCUACCGGAGCCUGAUAAACCGCGAUCGCCGCCGCUGGAAAGUGGCCGAUAGGGAUCGCGACGAUAGCCUAUCCCACGAGGAGUUCUCGGAGUUCCUCCACUCCAAUAACCAUACCAUCAUGCGUGAUGUUGUCCUCAAGGAGAUGUUUGAUGACCUGGACCUAGACCACGAUGGCAAAAUCUCCCUGGCCGAGUAUUUGCUCGACAUGUACCAGCCGGACUCAACCGAUGAGGAGACACCCGAGUGGGUGGGCGAAGAGCGUGAUGUGUUCGGCAAGUUCCUCGAUCUGGACGGCGAUGGGUUUCUCAGCGAGGCGGAAACGCGCCAGUGGAUAGCCCCCCAUGGCCCGGGCCAGACCGAUAGCCAGGCCCUGCGUCUCUUCAUGGAGGCCGAUGCGGACAAGGAUGAGCAGCUGACAAAGGCGGAAAUCCUGGACAAGUACAACACCUUUUUGAGCUCCCCGGCCACCGAGUAUGGCGGCUCCUUGAUGCGGCAUGACGAGUUGUAGACAGACAACAGUCUCCCCCCCCCCCCCCAAGCCCCCCCGACCACACCCACACACUAAAGAAAUCAUAGAAUGUUUUUGGUUGUAAAAUUUGUUAGUUGUUCUAAAGAUAUAUAUAUCCAGUGAAAUGCAGUAAAUGAACACAAGUCCUAUCCAUAAACUUAAAGCUAAAUGAAACCAUA
This is a messenger RNA of Drosophila pseudoobscura, 1180 nucleotides long. RefSeq names its product calumenin-like. The coding region runs from base 132 to 1001 and encodes 289 amino acids. The record is from RefSeq and is a predicted model, not a curated record. Gene Ontology annotation, molecular function: calcium ion binding. The transcript has 2 exons. NCBI's taxonomy places the organism in Eukaryota, Metazoa, Arthropoda, Insecta, Diptera, Drosophilidae. Gene Ontology annotation, cellular component: endoplasmic reticulum.